Molecule: messenger RNA, 861 nt
Organism: Pistacia vera
Lineage: Eukaryota; Viridiplantae; Streptophyta; Magnoliopsida; Sapindales; Anacardiaceae
Exons: 2
Coding region: 236-709 (157 amino acids)
Source: RefSeq, a predicted model, not a curated record
UUUUAAACAUUUUUUUAUUGUUGACAUCUAGUACAGAGAAAGUGUUAGGAACUGCAACACCAAAAGAACCUACAGCACAAUGUCAAGCAGCAUGGCAUUUUUCAACAGGAGAUGAAUUAAUGAUAAGUUGGGAAUCAUCAUCAUCAUCAACAACAUCAGGCUUGAAAUUUACUCUGAUUAAUCAAACAUCUCCGGACUCAUCGGUAAUGUGCUUAUACUUUUGAGAGGUCGGAAAAUGCAGUAUCAAGGGAAAACUGGUCUACAAAGUAAAGACCAAGAGGAAGACGACGAGGGUUUUGUGACACUCAUUCGCUUCUCAGAAGAAAACCCGACUGGAAGAGUCACUGCUCUAUUGAAUUGGAAGCUACUGGUUAUAGAACUAUUGCCGGAAGAGGAUGCGGUUUUGGUACUUCUUUUAUGCGUCUCUAUACUCAGAAGUGUAUCCGAAAUAAGAAAGGAAGAUUUAGGAAGUUUAUUGAUCCGGAGAAGAUUGAAGGAAGCAAAACUCGGAGCCAGAGACUGGGGUUCUGUAAUCCUUCAUCCUUCAUCAUUCUCCUCCGCCGGAUCUUCACCGUACAUUCAACCUUGGUAUUGGAAUGCUAACCAAGUAAUGGCACGUGGAGUCGACAACAUUACCAGGCAACCGGAUUUCAGGUACUCCCUGGUCGAAGGCGGUGACAACUUGUACAAGAAAGGAAUCAUUUCAUGAGAUGCUUCCUCCAUAUGAUUUUUGUAUCAGUAUAUUCUUAUACAGAAAUGGCCCAUUAGUUUGCAUAUGCUCCUGCACAUUUUCUAUAAUAAAAAACUUGACCUUGCAUGUGCACUUUGCACGUUAAGGGCUUCUCAAAAGUUGCAGAAACC